Messenger RNA from Paramecium octaurelia, 672 nucleotides. The record is from the annotation of a GenBank genome assembly. NCBI's taxonomy places the organism in Eukaryota, Ciliophora, Oligohymenophorea, Peniculida, Parameciidae.
AUGUAUAACAAACAUCUACUCUCUACCAAGAACCUGGAUGGUCCAAAAUUAGAUACAACUCAAGUUCGUCGUAAAAGCUGCGUUUGCGAUCAAUGCGGAGAGACUGCACUCAAGGAGAAUCAAUUACCUAAUCAAUUAUGCGAAAUAGCCUAUCACAAGAAGGAAAGAUUGGCUGAUGUUUUUCUAAGCAAAUUGGAUGGAGCUCGGAAGUAUAUGAGAAAUGAUCAUAAAAAAAAGAAUUUCAGAAUCUACGCAAGAAAUCCCCUAUUCAUUUUACGAUCCAAACCAGACCUCGACGAAAGCAUGCACUUACAAACUUCACCUACCAAAACCAACUCACCCGAACAACAACGAAUCAAAACUGAACAACCCCAAAUUGUCCAUUCUCGCAGCCAUAAAUAUGUCCCUACUUCCAAUUGCUUCCUCCAAAACAUCAAAUAAUAAGUCUUGCGUCAAGAAAAAACCAUCAACAGACUACUCAAGGAUCGCAAAGCCAUCCAGUCCGUUUAAUUCUCCCCUUGCGAAAUUAUACCCACUGCCAAGUCUCCUCAGAAAAACAAAAAAAUAUACAUGAAACAACUCAAACCCCUACCAAAACAAAAACAACUGCAAACCAAGUUUAAUUGUCUCAUCAGAGAAUUCUUCAACUCCUCCAAAUCCAAACAAUACUGA